AUGGAAGGAAGAAAUCCAGGCUUUCCGAAUUUCAACAACAUUUCGAAACUAUAUUAUGGUUUGGAGGUCAUUCCGAUAUUGAGUCAGGGCUUUUCAAGGCUUGAACCAGUCAUGGUCAUCCAAAAGCGACCAAAAGCAAAAACAGGCAAGAACAAGCGCCGUAGGACUAAGUGCAAGAUUGAUGUAGUGGAACAGGCUGGUGAAGCCAGCAGUGUUGCUACAGUUCAAGCUGAGAUUACGGAGAUUAAUUCAAAUGAGACCACAAAGGUCGAGGAAACUUUGGAGGCAUUUACUGAAGAUAAUGACCUCGAGUCUCCCAUAGAUGAGACCCCCGAUGUCAUUCAUCUUCUGGAAGAGGCUACUACAAACAAAACUGAAGCCAGAAUCUCUGAAACGAUCAAGGACGGAAAAGGUAUUAUUGCAAACCAACGCCAGACAAACCUUCGUGUCUCCACAUCAAGCCAUGGCCAGGAAUCUUCUCAACUCACUGCCCAAUCCGAGGACCAAGCUGGACAGCUGGCUCAGGGCCAAAUAAUUCCAGAAGUCUCAGUUUCAGUCUCAGCCCUUGCCAGAAAUGAAGCAAUUUCAUCUAUGACCAUUGCUACAACAGGCACAAGCACCGCCAAGAAAUUGGUAUCUCAUCAAACUGUUGCCCCAGCUAUACAUACAACAUCUUCUCGAACUGAUGCCCCAACUGGAGGCACAGCAUCUGCCCAAGCCCCAACCAAAGAUGCAGUGGACCUUCAAGCUGCUGCUUCAGUGGAGGCCUAA
Molecule: messenger RNA, 771 nt
Organism: Pseudogymnoascus destructans
Lineage: Eukaryota; Fungi; Ascomycota; Leotiomycetes; Thelebolales; Thelebolaceae
Exons: 2
Coding region: 1-771 (256 amino acids)
Source: RefSeq, a predicted model, not a curated record